CUGGCUGCGCGCGCACUCUCCGUUUCCCUCACCUGUCCCCAGCAGCACGAGGCGGAGGUGGGGGGGGUCCUGCCCGGGAAGGUGGACCGGUUCGGGGGGGUGACCGUGGACCUGGCGGAGGCCGGACUACCGGCGGACAUCAGCGAAAGCUCCUUCAGCAAAUUACUGGAAGACUCCUUGUCCCGGUGGCGUGUGGAGGGCCGGGUGGCGGCGUGGCUGCGGGUCCCCGUCUCUCUGAGUCGCUGUGCGGCCGCGGCCGCUCUGCACGGGUUCAGCUUCCACCACGCCCGGGGGGGCGGGGCCACCAUGGCCCUCUGGAUGGGGGGCGGGGCCAGCCGGCUGCCCGGGUACGCCACGCACCAGGUCGGAGUCGCAGGUGCCGUCGUGGAUGAGUCCAACGGGAAAGUCCUGGUCGUCCAAGACAAAAACAAGACGAAGAACGCCUGGAAGUUCCCGGGUGGUUUGUCCGAUCCGGGAGAAAACAUCGGCGCCACGGCGGUGCGUGAGGUGUUCGAGGAGACGGGCGUGCGGUCGGAGUUAGGGUCAGGGUUAGAGUUAGGAUUAGGGUCAGGGUUAGGCGCCACGGCGGUGCGCGAGGUGUUCGAGGAGACGGGCGUGCGGUCGGAGUUCCGGGCGCUGCUCAGCGUGCGGCAGCAGCACGACCUGCCCGGAGCCUUCGGGAUGUCGGACCUGUACCUGAUCUGCCGCCUGACCCCGCUCAGCCACGAAAUCGACUUCUGCACGCAGGAGUGCCUGCGCUGCGAGUGGCUGGACCUGGCCGAGCUGGCCCGGACCCGGGAGACCACGCCCAUCACCAGUAGGGUGGCAAACCUGCUAAUGCGGGGGCUGCAGGACGGGUUCCAGCAGGUGGACCUGCCCAUGGAGCAACUGCCCGCCGUGCACCCCGGCAGGGUCUACCAGCUCUACCACAGACCCAUGCCCAGCCAGCCCGGGCCCAUCACCAGUAGGGUAGCAAACCUGCUAAUGCGGGGGCUGCAGGACGGGUUCCAGCAGGUGGACCUGCCCAUGGAGCAACUGCCCGCCGUGCACCCCGGCAGGGUCUACCAGCUCUACCACAGACCCAUGCCCAACCAGCCCAACAACGCUUAA
Menidia menidia (Atlantic silverside) is the source of this 1110-nucleotide messenger RNA. Lineage: Eukaryota; Metazoa; Chordata; Actinopteri; Atheriniformes; Atherinopsidae. The record is from the annotation of a GenBank genome assembly.